Capsicum annuum is the source of this 256-nucleotide messenger RNA. RefSeq names its product alpha-crystallin domain-containing protein 22.3-like. The annotation marks the transcript as partial. Lineage: Eukaryota; Viridiplantae; Streptophyta; Magnoliopsida; Solanales; Solanaceae. The transcript has 2 exons. The record is from RefSeq and is a predicted model, not a curated record. Gene Ontology annotation, cellular component: nucleus.
AUCAUCUCCGUCUUCGAUGCUGAAUUCUGGUGAAGCAAAUAGUUCAAUUCCGCUGUAUCCUCAAUUGUUUAAUAUGAUUCCCCUCAGCUGCAACAUGCUGGGGUCAGCUUGCAAUAAUUUUUUCUCUGCUUGUCUAGCCAGAGAGGAGCGGGAUGAUCUUAUAAAUCAUACUAAUGGCGGGGUUGCCCUUACUGGAUCAGCUUUAUUGGGAAAGUUUGGGCCACUCAUUGGUUCAGCUGAUAUAGCUGAAUCUUAA